This is a messenger RNA of Fundulus heteroclitus (mummichog), 2385 nucleotides long. Its product is annotated as extracellular calcium-sensing receptor-like. Gene Ontology annotation, cellular component: membrane. The coding region runs from base 16 to 2385 and encodes 789 amino acids. The record is from RefSeq and is a predicted model, not a curated record. Gene Ontology annotation, biological process: G protein-coupled receptor signaling pathway. Gene Ontology annotation, molecular function: G protein-coupled receptor activity. NCBI's taxonomy places the organism in Eukaryota, Metazoa, Chordata, Actinopteri, Cyprinodontiformes, Fundulidae. The transcript has 7 exons.
UAUAGUCAAAUCUCAAUGCCCUCAUUCUCCAAAUACGAAACACCAGAGCCUUUCAAAUGCUCCAGGAUAAAUCUAAGAGAAUUUCGUUUUUUGCAAACAAUGAUAUUUGCUAUUGAAGAAAUUAACAACAGCAGCAUCCUACUGCCUAAUGUUUCAAUUGGAUAUAAGGCAUUUGAUAGUUGUGGUUCAACAUUACCUUCAACACAUGCAGUAAUGGGUUUAAUAAAUGGAGAGGAUAAGACUUGGAGUAAAAACUGUUCUUCUGUUCAUGCCAUCAUCGGGGCCUCUGAAUCCUCUUCAACAAUUGCAAUGCAACAGAUUUCAGGGGUUUUCCAAAUACCUAUGAUUAGCCACUUUGCAACAUGUGCUUGUCUCAGUAACAGAAAGGAGUAUCCCUUUUUCUUCAGAACCAUUCCCAGUGACUACUACCAGAGUAGAGCACUGGCUAAACUGGUAAAACACUUUGGAUGGACAUGGGUUGGAGCAGUGAGAAGUGAUAAUGACUAUGGUAAUAAUGGGAUGGCAACUUUUAUUGAAGCUGCCAGUAAAGAGGGGAUUUGUGUUGAAUACUCUGAGACCAUCUCAAGAACUGGUUCUAGAGAACACAUUGAGAAGGCAGUAAGAGUAAUACAAAGAGGCACAGCAAAUGUUUUAGUUGCAUUCCUGGCCCAAGGUGAAAUGGAUGUUUUGCUCGAGGAAGUUCUGAAGCAAAAUGUAACUGGGUUGCAGUGGGUCGGCAGUGAAUCUUGGAUCACAGCAAAUUACUUGGCUAAGAAGAGGUACUCUGGGAUUUUAACUGGGUCACUGGGCUUUGCAAUAGGAAAGGCAAAAAUCCCAGGGUUACAAGAAUUUCUCUUCAAGGAGUUCUGGGAAACAACCUUUGGAUGCAGUUUUCAGUCCAGUGUGCCUGGAACAAAAUUAUGUUCUGGCUCUGAGAGACUUCAGGAUGCAGACAAUGCUUUUACAGAUGUAUCAGAGCUGAGGAUAUCCAAUAAUGUGUAUAAGGCUGUGUAUGCUGUUGCUCAUGCCUUGCAAUACAUGGCAAAAUGUGGAUCAAGUCAUAACUUAAUAUCUCACUCGUGUAUCUUAAAAGACCAUUCAGAGCCAAGACAGGUUGCAAAACAACUCCAGAAUGUUAAUUUUACACUUGAGUCUGGAGAGCAAGUGUACUUUGAUGAAAAUGGGGACCCUGUUGCAACCUAUGAACUUGUGAACUGGCAGAGAAACCAUGCAGGAGGUAUUGUGUUCAUGACUGUGGGGAAGUAUGAUGCUUCCCAACCAAACGGGAAUGAGUUUACCAUGAACAACGUAAAUAUAACAUGGGCUGCAGAAUCCUGGGAGAAGCCACUGUCCGUCUGCAGUGAGAAUUGCCUGCAAGGUUUCCGACAGGCAGCAAUCAAAGGCAAACCAAUCUGUUGCUUCUCAUGUGUCCCGUGUGCUGGUGGAGAAAUCAGCGAUACCAACAAUUCUGCAGAGUGUUCACAGUGUCCACCGGAGUACUGGUCAAAUAUCGAUCACAGCAAAUGUGUUCCAAAGGUGAUUGAGUUCCUGUCAUAUGGAGAAACUAUGGGAGCCCUCCUCACUGCCUUUUCAUUAUGUGGAGCAAGUUUAACACUUGCGGUCUUGUGUGUGUUUUUUAAUUUCCGUCACACACCUCUUGUCAAAGCCAGUAAUUCUGAGCUAAGUUUCCUGCUACUCUUCUCCUUGACUCUGUGUUUCCUUUGCUCUCUGACUUUCAUUGGCCAGCCCACUGAGUGGUCAUGCAUGCUUCGUCAUACAGCUUUUGGCAUAGCUUUUGCUCUGUGUAUUUCAUGUAUUCUUGCUAAAACUAUAACUGUUGUGAUGGCCUUUAAAGCUAAAAGACCAGUAAAUACAGUUCCUCAGUGUUCAGCUUCCCUUCAGAGAACAAGUGUUCUUGGCUGUACUUUAAUUCAAGUGCUAAUUUGUGUUAUAUGGCUAGCUUUUGAUCCACCAUUUCCACACAAGAACAUGGUUUAUGCAAGAGAAAAGAUUAUUCUAGAGUGUUUCUUAGGGUCACCUAUAGCAUUUUGGGCUGUGAUGGCAUACAUAGGACUUCUGGCUCUGCUCUGCUUUGGCUUUGCUUUUUUAGCUCGGAGGUUACCUGAUAAUUUUAAUGAAGCUAAAUUUAUCACCUUCAGCAUGCUGAUAUUUAGUGCUGUCUGGCUCACAUUUAUCCCAGCAUAUGUCACUUCUCCCGGUAAGUUUACUGUAGCUGUAGAAAUAUUUGCAAUUCUAGCUUCAAGUUUUGGAUUACUUUUUUGUAUUUUUGCGCCAAAAUGUUAUAUUUUACUUCUGAAACCUGAGAGGAAUACUAAAAAAAUGUUAAUGGGAAGAAAUCAAUCAAAACACAAUAAGAGUAUGUAG